Molecule: messenger RNA, 6771 nt
Organism: Chilo suppressalis (striped riceborer)
Lineage: Eukaryota; Metazoa; Arthropoda; Insecta; Lepidoptera; Crambidae
Source: the annotation of a GenBank genome assembly
AUGUGCCUUCUAAAACUUACUGACCUGAACCCAGUUCCAUACUGUGGAGUAUGGAACUCCUGCUCUCUAUGGAGUAACUUACUGAACAACAGCAAAGCAAAACUGCCAAGUCAAGGUUUUUCUUCAUACAAGGUUGAGGUGGUGAUCCUAGACAAGAAUGACUCCCCGCCAGAGUUCAAGAACAUACCACCAAGCUACAUGGUUUCUGAGGACCUCGCACCAGGCCAACUUAUAGCUACCAUCACCGCUGAAGACCCAGACACUAUAGGGACAUUGACCUAUAGCAUACAGAACGAUGAGCCCACUCCAUUCACUCUGGAUUCACAAACGGGUGAAUUGACUCUCAGUGAUCCCUUAGAUAGGGAAACCACAGCCGCAUAUCAGGUCACAGUAAGAGCCGACGAUGGUAUGCAAUACACGGAUGUUACGAUAAUCGUGCAGGUAACGGACACGAAUGAUAAUCCACCAGUUUUCAAGGAAAGUGCGUACUCCUUCGACAUUCCCGAGAACGCCGCCAGGGGUUCCGUUGUUGGGACUGUGGCCGCUAUAGACUUGGACUCGGGUCCCAACGCUCAGCUGACGUACACCGUCAUCUCGGAUUGGGCGAAUGACGUGUUUUCACUGAACCCACAAACCGGCAUCUUCACACUAACGGCCAGGCUAGACUACGAAGAGGCUCACGACAACGGCCGGCCCUCAUUGUCAGGCACGGUCACCGUGUAUGUGAACGUUAUAGAUCUGAACGACAACGCUCCCAUCUUUGAUCCCAUGAGUUUCUCUAACGAGAUUCCGGAGGACAUCGCUAUCGGUUCUUCAGUAGUGACAAUACAACUUAAGGACGUAAAUGAUAUGGCUCCAGAGUUCGUUUCACCAAAUGUCACUUCUGUAUCAGAAAAUAUUCCAUUAAACACAGUCGUGAUGACAAUUAAAGCUAUUGACAAAGACGAAGGGCGUAAUGGAUAUGUUGAAUACUUUAUGAGUCCAGAUCCAGAAAUAAAUGGAUACUUUUCAUUGGGAAAUGUUGAUGGGAUUUUACGAGCUACUGGAAAGUUAGAUAGAGAAUUGAGAUCGAGCUAUACAAUAACAGUCACUGCCAAAGACAGAGGUGACCCACCAAAUAUAACGAGAACCAAAAUUUUUAUAAAUAUUCUUGAUGAAAAUGAUAACAGUCCAGUAUUUGAUCCGAAGCAGUACAGUGCUUCUGUCCCAGAAAAUGCUAGUAUUGGUGCAAGCGUUUUACAGGUAUCAGCAACAGAUAUAGACGAAGAUAUUAACGGUCGCGUGAGAUAUGCGAUAGCUUCAGGAGAUGAAAAUAGAGACUUUGGUAUAAGUGAAGAUACAGGAAUCGUGAGAGUGGCCAAAAAUUUAAAUUUUGAACGAAAAUCACGUUAUAUCCUAACUAUCAGGGCUGAAGAUAGUGCCAAAGAUGAUGUUAAAUUUGAUACAGCUGAAAUUUCAAUUUCAAUUCAAGAUAUAAAUGACAACCCACCCACGUUCCUUGAUUCACCAUACUUAGCAUACGUAAUGGAAAAUGUGAUCCCUCCCAAUAGCGGCUACAUAAUAACAGUUCAUGCUUAUGAUGCAGAUUCGCCUCCAUUUAAUAAUCAAGUACGCUAUUUCAUAAAAGAAGGCGAUGCCGACUUGUUUAAAAUUAAUGCUUCCUCUGGUCAAAUUUCCUUACUACGCACAUUGGACAGAGAAGCCCAAGAUGAAUAUACACUUUCAGUAGUUGCAAUGGAUACAGGUUCACCACCUCUUACGGGUUCCGGAACAGUUAAAAUAGUGGUUCAAGAUGUUAACGAUAACAGCCCAGAGUUCGAAAGACAAAGUUACAAAGCUACCUUAAAAGAGAAUUUACCUCAAGAUACACCAGAAGGUGUAUUGGUGACAAGAUUAUCAGCAACAUCUCCGAAGAAAGGGCCUGUUGGGUUAUUACAAUAUGCUGUUGCGGGUGGAAAUAUAGGCGAUGCUUUACGUGUAGAACCAAUCAGCGGUGAAGUGUUUAUUACUGGGAAGGGUUUAGACUAUGAAACUAUGCCCCUUUAUGAAGUAUGGUUUGAAGUUAGAGAUUCUGAUAGUCCGCCAUUGAAAUCAUUUAUUGAAGUUGAAAUUAAAGUUACAGAUGCUAACGAUAACGCACCAAUCAUAGUGAAUCCUUUGUAUAAUGCAACUGUUAUGGAGGAAGAAUCUCCACCUCAAUUAGUGAUUAAAAUAGAUGCUCAUGAUGAAGAUUCAAACGAAAACGGAAGGAUUUCAUACAAACUCGUAAAUGACUAUGAAGAAACAUUUAGAAUAGACCCAGAUACAGGAGAAAUAUUUACUAACAUUGCAUUAGAUAGAGAAUCCAUACCAUUUUAUGAAAUACCUGUAGAAGCCACUGACCAUGGAGCGCCGCAAUUAACGGGCUCAAGUGUAGUAAUUGUUACGGUUUUAGACAAAAAUGAUAAUCCACCCAGAUUUACUAGAUUAUUUAGCGUCAAUGUAACAGAAAAUUCAGAUAUAGGCUCAUUUGUGAUAAGAGUUACAAGUUCAGAUUUGGAUAUUGGUCCAAAUGCAAAUGCUACAUAUAGUUUUGUCGAAAAUCCAGGCGAAAAAUUUGUUAUUGAUACAAUCAGCGGUAAUGUGACAGUUGCCCGUCCUUUGGAUCGAGAACUUCAAGAUGAAUACAUUUUAAAAGUUGCAGCCAUUGAUGGUGCUUGGCGUUCAGAAACUCCACUGACAAUAACAAUCCAGGACCAAAACGAUAAUGCGCCCGAAUUCGAAUACUCUUACUACAGUUUUAAUUUUCCAGAACUACAACAAAAGAAUAGCUUUGUUGGACAAGUUAUAGCUACUGAUAGAGACAAGCAAGGACCUAAUUCCAUAAUAUCUUACUCCUUGCAACAGACCUCCGAUUUAUUUUCUAUUGAUCCUGCGACAGGGGAAAUAUUGUCAAAGUUUGUUAUGAAUUAUAAACGAACUUCAAUUAAUCAAUCUCCUGAAAAUACUUACUCUGUGGUUGUGGUUGCAACUGAUAAUGGAAAACCUCCGAUGUCUUCAGAGUGUCUAGUUACUAUUAACGUGGUCGAUGCCAACAACAAUGCACCUAAAUUUAAAAGUCAUGAAAAAUUUGUUCCUGUCCCAAAAGAAGCAAAAAUAGGCGAAAAAAUUAUUAAAGUGAUUGCUGAGGAUGAAUUGGAUUUUGGUAUUAAUGCUGAAAUUGAAUAUCAUGUAACUGGUGGAAAUGGAACUGCUUUUCUUACAAUUGGCAGAACCGAUGGCUGGAUAAAAGUAAGCAAAAAGUUUUAUUACUUAGGCCAGUAUUACGAAUUAAAAGUUAAAGCUGUGGACCGUGGCGUUCCUCCGCAAUCAGAUGAAACAAAAUUAACAUUUGUAGUUACGGAUGAAAAUGUUUAUAGUCCUAAAUUCACUGCAUUGAGUUAUCAAGUUAUUGUCCCCGAGAAUGAACCAAUAGGAUCACCUAUAUUAACAGUUAAAGCAAGUGACGAAGACGAAGGUCCUAAUGGUAUUAUAAGGUAUUCGAUCUCACCUGGAAAUGCUGGAAAAGAAUUUCAUAUACAUCCCAUAUCCGGAGUUAUAAGUAUUUUAAGGUCUUUAGACUACGACACCAUUCAAGAAUAUAGACUAAACAUUACUGCUAAGGAUCUAGGAUUCAAAUCCAAAGAAACGACCGCUACAUUAACGAUUAUACUGACUGAUAUAAAUGAUAACGCCCCCAUAUUUAAUCAAACGCAAUACAUUGCUUACUUGCCAGAAAAUUCACCUGUUAAUAGUUUUAUAUACAAAGUUAAAGCAGUUGAUAUAGAUUCGCCCAAAAAUGCAAUUAUUAAGUAUUACAUUCAAAAUGAAAUGUCCUCAUUAUUUCACAUCGAUGUUGACUCGGGAGAAAUAUUUUCUAAAGAUAUAUUUGAUUUCGAAGAAAAAUCCAUGUACAAAUUGCAAAUAUUAGCAAAAAAUCCUGAUUCGACUAUGCAAAAUACAACUGAGGUAAUUGUAUAUAUAACAGGCGUAAAUGAAUACUAUCCAAAAUUUAUACAGCCAGUAUUUCAUUUUGAUGUGUCAGAAUCUGCCGAAGUUGGUACAAACGUUGGCGAUAUUCAAGCUACAGAUCAAGACAGUGGGGAUGAUGGAAUAAUUUACUACUUGUUUGUGGGAUCAAGUAACGAUAAAGGUUUCAGUAUAAAUUCUCAGACGGGUGUGAUAAGAGUUGCUAGAUAUUUAGAUAGAGAAACACAAAACAGGGUAGUUUUAACAGUUCUAGCAAAGAACUCCGGCGGUAUUCAUGGUAACGAUACAGAUGAAGCACAAGUUAUUAUAUCUAUUCAAGAUGGAAAUGAUCCACCCGAGUUUUUACGACAUUUAUAUGAGGCUACUAUUUCUGAAGGUGCCAGAAUAGGUCAAGAAGUUAUUCAGGUAAAAGCCGUAGACAAAGACGUAAGACCACAAAACAACCAAUUCAGUUAUUCUAUCAUUGGUGGAAAUAUCAACCAAGAAUUUAAAAUAGACCCACAAUCUGGUGAAAUUGAAGUCUCUCGGUACCUUGAUAGGGAAACUAUCCCCAUGUACUCACUUAUUGUGGGUGCAAUAGACACUGGAAUUCCUCCUCAAACUGGUACAACAACUGUUAAAAUCACACUAACAGAUAUUAAUGACAAUGGACCUUUAUUUGAUAAUGCUAGUUUUGAAGGUGCUGUUUAUGAAAAUGAGCCUCCUAAUACAAGUAUAACCACAUUGACUGCUAAAGACCCAGAUCUACCUCCAAAUGGAGCACCAUUUUCUUAUUUCAUAGUAGGCGGAAAGCACCAAAAUUAUGUCAAAGUCAACCGCCAUACAGGUAUUCUUCUAACAACUAAAAAAAUUGAUCGAGAAGUAACUCCUAAUUUAGAAAUAAUUGUUCAAAUCGAAGAUAGCGGUAAUCCAGUUAUGAAGUCUAAUUACACAUUAAUGAUCAAAGUAUUAGAUAGAAAUGACAACCCACCAACUCCUAGAUCUGCUCAUAUACUUGUAUAUGCUUUCAAUAAUAAAGUAACUAACGGAAAAAUUGCAAAUGUUAAACCAAAUGAUGCAGAUAUUGUUGGAGAUUAUAGAUGCAAAAUUAUUAAAGAGUCUACUUCUGAAAGCACUCUUUCAAUGUUAAGUAUAAAAAAUGGAUGCGAUCUUUACACAACAGCAGUAAAACCAGGACAAGGAUAUACGUUCUCCGUCUUAGGAAACGAUGGAAUACAUAGAGAUGUCAUCUCAUCCUUAAGUAUAGAAUAUUUCUCUUUUGAUAACAACGGUGGUCCUGCUAUGCUUAAUGCUCCUAAUUUGAUUGCUGGUACCAAUGAUAGUUUGAUGGGUCGAAAUCUUCACAGCAAUGAAACUAGUUUGAAUAGCUACAUGUCAGAUAAUGCUGACAUAAUGCGAAAUGUAGGACACAUCGUGGGGCCAGAACUUUUAUCAAAAAAAUAUAAAGACCGCGAAAUAAUGAAUAUAGAUCCACCGAGACCUCAACGCCCAGAUAUAAUAGAAAGAGAAGUCGUUGGUAAAAGUCCAGCGCUUCGGGAAGAUCACCAUCCACCUCCCCCUCCAUCCACUAACACAUCGCACCAUACGCAUGACCAUCCUAGUGGUAUAGAUUUAAAUUCUGAAGUUCCAGAACAUUACGAUCUUGAAAACGCAAGUUCAAUAGCACCAUCUGAUAUUGAUAUCGUAUACCAUUAUAAAGGGUUUAGAGAAGCUGCAGGUGUGCGUAAAUAUAAAGCUACACCACCGCCUAUAGCUGGUUACCAUCAUAAACAUCAAACUCCACAACACAGACAUUCGCCGCACCAUACCAGCGGGUAUCCUUCGAGAGUUUUACCGCAAGCAUCACAACCACUAGCCCAACCAAGACAACAUCAAACUACUCCUCUAGCUCGUCUUUCACCAAGUAGCGAAUUAAGUCAGCAGCCAAGAAUUUUGACAUUGCAUGACAUAUCGGGCAAGCCCCUUCAAAGUGCCCUAUUAGCUACUACUUCCAGCUCAGGUGGAGUUGGAAAGGAUGCAUUGCAUAGUAAUAGUGAAAGAAGCUUAAAUAGUCCCGUAAUGUCACAACUCAGUGGACAGAGUUCAUCAGCAGGAAGAAAAACACCGAGCGUUCCGCCGCAAGUUCCACAAGUAGUAUCUGUCGGAUCAGGCGCCGUAGGGCUUACAUCUGAAGAAAUAGAACGAAUGAACGCUCGACAACGUACAUCUAGCUUAGUAUCCACUUUAGACGCAGUAUCUAGCUCAAGCGAAGCCCCAAGAGGUGGAGGCGUUGGUCAUCAUAUGUCCCACAGACACCAUUCACCACAAGACGAUAACAGAAGUUCUAGUGGAUCGGAUGAUGAAAGCGGUAAUGAUAGUUUUACGUGUUCAGAAAUAGAAUAUGAUAACAAUAGUAUUAGUGCUGAUAAACCGGAAGAUGGUCGAAGGCAAAAUUUAAGUAGUAAUAGUAAUUCUAAGAAACCAAUUGUGCCUCCUCCUUAUGAGAGCUUUGAGUCUUCAUUUCGUGGCUCUCUCAGCACUCUAGUCGCUUCUGAUGAUGACCUCGCUCCACACGUGGGUUCGGCUCUUUAUAGACAAGCAAACGGAUCACCAGCUUCAGCCACUCUUGGUUGGGACUAUCUGGCGAAUUGGGGUCCAAAUUUCGAAAGUAUGAUAGGAGUUUUCAAGGAUAUUGCUGAACUACCCGAUUCAGUGAAUGGACGAAUAUCUUCCACAUUAAGACUGCCAAAUGGUACGCCGAAACCCUCGGAAGAGUAUGUUUAG